AUCAGCAUCUCAUCCCAACCCUCUGAGAUAUGUUUACAAAACAAGACGUUUUUCGAUAUUAGAACUUUCUCUUGAAAACACAUUCGUUGAUCCAAUGUUGCUGUUAUUCUUCAAAGUUUUCUAAUGUACAAAAGUUUAAUAGUGUUUGGUCUCCUAUGUGAACUCAUUUCAGGUCAAAUUCAAUCAAGUCACGAUGAAACUGUCAAAGAUACGCCCUCUAAGAGACAAGCUCCAAUCAAUGACAUAAUAAGUCUGGAUCUUGAUUCACCCAGUGAUAUACAUAUAAAAAUCAUCAAGGAAAACAAUAAUCAGAAGUUUUCUGAAGUCGAUGAUGGGUUACUCAUGUAUAAUGGAGCAAGGAAACAUGAGAAACUUGGUGGUUUGAAACCAUUGGAAAGUGAAGUUUAUUACAAAGAUUUUGAUUUUGAUGAUCAUGGAGAAGAAAGUGUCGAUUCAAAUCAACAAAUAGGAAGAUUCCAUUCUAAAAAUGAUAGAAACAGUCAUUCAAAAUUUAGAGGUGGAUCUUCAAGUCAUGUAACUCAGAUUAAUAAACUAUCAGAUGGUCGAGAAUUUAAACUAAUGAGAAACAAUCAUGGAGCAUCAUACCAUCAUGACAAUAGUUUCAUUGAACAAGUAAAACACGAUUCUCCAAGAAAAGAUGAAAAUCAAAAUCCGGAGAAUGAAGGUAUUAUGAUUGUUAAUCUAGAUAAUGAGUCUCCAGUCAAUGUAUUACAAAAUUAUAGAGCACUUUCUGAUAAAGGAUUGAAGCCUGUGAGUAUUAACAAUGAUAAUCAUGGGAAAAUUUCAGAAUUUACAGGUCGAGGAGUUGGUAAUGUGAAAAUGACUGUGAGCAUCGUGAAAAUUAUCUUAAAAUUAUACACGAGGGGAAAAAGCAACAAUUUCAUGAAAUCGAUAAUAACCUAUUUCCAAAAACCAAAAAGCAGCCUCUACAAAAACCAAACUGUGGAGGAUUUGAAAGGGAAUCAUUGGAAGGUGAUGGUCCUAGCAUAAGUUAUAAUGAGAGAGAAGGAGGAGAAAUGAUUGAAGAAAGUAACAGCAGUAACGGAUAUGAGGAUGAUUCGAUAAAUACUGAAAAAUCUAGGUUUGACGAUUCAAAAUUUGGAAAUGUCAGGGAAGAGAAUCAUGCCAUGAGUAGUGAUAAUAGUAACAAACUUGAUGGAAAAAUAGAGAUGAAUCAAGUUUGAUUAGUAGUCAUGAAAUUGGUUUAAAAUUGGAAGAUGAAAAUUUGAAGGGACACACAAAUUUUGGGAAUCAAAAAACUGAUGCAAUGAUUAACAGAGAUUAUUCUGGAGAUCGCUCAAACUGUGAAACCGUUGAUGAAAGUCCAAUUAUUGAAAAAGUUAUUUUAAACGAUGUUUACGAUCAUGAUACUCUCACAAGUUUUGAUGAACUGGAUACUGAUAAUCGUACAAAUAAUCUAGUUGCUAAUUCGGAUCAAAGUGGUGUCAGCUAUGAAUUGAACAAUGAAAAUAUGGAAUAUAAAAAUUAUAACGAUGAUCAAAGCUCUCGCAAAGAUUUGACCGAUUAUGGAAAAAAUCAUAGGAGUUAUAUCGAUAAUCAAAAUAUGCAGAGAAGUCAAAGCUCCAAAGAUAUCCCUUCAAAUGGCCGAGAAUUUGAGGAUAUUGCUAACCACAUGCUGAAUAAAUUAAAUGUUAAAUAUCUUGAAAGCGGUAAAAAUCAUUCGAAUGUAAGAAAAAACCAUAAAUUUUCCAUUAAUAAAGAUUCAUCCAUGAAUCAUAGAUACUUUAAACAUGAUUUCAACGAUCAGGAGAAUGAAUCAGUAAACAAGAAUGAUGGAAACUCUGAGAAUGGUCUCUCCCAAGAAGAAGAGAGAUACAAAGAUAAAAGUGAUGAGAACUACGGAAAUGACCUGGAUUCACAAGGGGGUAAAUUUCAUAAGAAAAACCAUGGAAAUUUUGAGAAUGAUAUCACGCAUCAAGUGAAUGGACUUGAUUCUAAUAGCAAUAGGAUAUUUGAAAAUAAUUUCAACCCCAAAGGUAGUGAGUACGAUGAGAAAUUUAACGUGAAGUUUGGCAAUAAACAAAAAAAUGAAUAUAAAAGUAAUGUACAAAUUGAAAAUUAUCUGAAACAACAGAAAAGUGUAUCUGAUAGAAGAAAUCAUUAUCAGGAACAUGAGAAUGACUCCGCAGAUCAAGAGGAGAAUGUUGAUACUAAAAACCAUGAUAAUUUUGGGAAUAUUAUCAAUCAACAAGGUAAUGGUAAUGGUUAUGAUAAUCAGGAGGAUGGUAUAACUAAAGAUGAUCGUAGAGUCAAAAAUGAUGAUGCUGAAAGGAAUUCGAAGUUCUAUAGUUACUUGAAAAAUCGUGGUGGAUCUGAUCCACAUGAUGAAAAACAGGAACUGAAUUCUAAAAAUGGUGACAAAAAUCAUAUUGGGAGUGAAAGGAGUAAUGAAAAACAUGAUUCCAGUUCUGGAAAUGAUGACAAGUAUAAUUUUGGAACUGUUAUGGAUGAUGAAGAAGAUGCUUCCAAUUCUAAAAAUGGCGUGGGAAGUUUUGACAGGCAUAAGAUUCUAAUGGAUGCAAUCAGAAAUAGGUUCCGGGGGACAACAGGUAGUUAUUUUCCGGAGAAAACCGAGAAAACUCCGUCUGGAAGUGAGGAAGACGUUGAAUUUUCACCGAGAAAAUCUUCGAGACCGAUUUGUCAUGACGUCACGCCCGAAGCACACUGCAUCAAAGAGGAGGACAAAUAUUUUUGUAAAAUUGGCAAAUCAAGUUACACCAUUUACACAGGUCCGAAUCCAAGUGUAUCCUCAAAGGUUAUUGAGGACUAUGUCCGUUCCAUGUUCCAGAAAUAUGGUGAGGGUGAUCGGUGCUUGGAUAUGUCUUUUGGAGCGGGGAAGCAUGGACCCUGUUUGAAGAAUAAGAUGCCGGUUGAUAAUCAGAUGUCGCUUUCUAGUCAUAAAACGGCAAUUUCGUCAAAAUUGUAUCCGGGUAGGAAGAGGGGGACACUGAAUAUUAUUUGUACCCCUCUAGCACCCCCUCCAAAGGGUGUUGAUUGUAGAGAUACCGAUGGAACCAGUCGUGAGAUGUAUUAUGAGUGUCGCUGGAGAACGCCCAAUAAAAUUGUUGAGUGUUGAA
Nilaparvata lugens (brown planthopper) is the source of this 3119-nucleotide messenger RNA. Its product is annotated as protein PFC0760c. The record is from RefSeq and is a predicted model, not a curated record. The coding region runs from base 1289 to 3118 and encodes 609 amino acids. The transcript is spliced from 2 exons. NCBI's taxonomy places the organism in Eukaryota, Metazoa, Arthropoda, Insecta, Hemiptera, Delphacidae.